Molecule: messenger RNA, 1587 nt
Organism: Cokeromyces recurvatus
Lineage: Eukaryota; Fungi; Mucoromycota; Mucoromycetes; Mucorales; Mucoraceae
Product: WD40-repeat-containing domain protein
Exons: 5
Coding region: 35-1459 (474 amino acids)
Biological process (GO): regulation of DNA damage checkpoint
Cellular component (GO): nucleus
Molecular function (GO): protein binding; DNA binding
Source: RefSeq, a predicted model, not a curated record
UUUUUUUUUAAGUUUUAUUAAAAACAAACCUAAAAUGGCUGCUUUAUCAGAAUACGAAAGAAAACGAUUAGAGAAUAUAAAAGCUAAUGAAGAACUACUACGCAGUUUAGAAAUCCCUGUAUUAGCAACAACAAAGCGAAAAGCGACCUCUUCACCAAGUAAUAGUAGCAUUAAGAAACAUACACCUAAACAAAUCAAAAAAGAACCUCGCAUGCCCACUCGUUCCUCUGCUCGAUUGCGUGGUAAGAGUCCAGAAAAGCAGAUUGAAAGUGACAUUGUCAGUCUUGAAACAAAGCAACCCAAAACAAUCGAUGCAUUAAAUGAAAUAGAUAAAAAAAAACUAGUAGACAUUAUGAAAGAUGCUCUUCGUGAUGUACCUAAUACACAAGUUAAAAAAGAUAGGAUCAAGACUGAAAAGGGUGAACAAUCCGAUCAAAUCUUAAAAAGUCAAUUAGAACAUUUAAAGAUCCAACAUGAAUGGGCUACUGUCAAAGUGACACCUAAUCGUAUUACAGCUGAUUUAUUUCAUCCCUCUGUUGCAAAACUUCUUGCUUGUGCAGUAGAUACAGAAGGCUAUCUUGGUAUUUGGGAUGUUAAUGCAAAAGAAGAGGAAACUGAAGACCCUGUUGUAUAUCAAUAUAAGCCUCAUACACGAAACAUCACGGAUUUGCAUUUUAAUCCUUCUGAUAAUUCUAAAUUAUUAACAUCUUCUUAUGAUGGAUUACUUCGAGUUUAUGAUAUGAAUAAAGCUGAAUUUAUGACUAUGAAUCUUGGUGGAGAAACUUAUCCCAUUACAUGCUUCGAUAUAACUCAAACAGGCAAUAUAAUUUGGUUUUCUACUUCAGAUGGUGAAGUAGGCGUAGUUGACUCUCGAACAGGAGAUACACCUUUGAUUCAUGCACCAAAAGAGAAAAAGAUUGGCUGUCUUCAUUUAAAUCCAGUAGAUCAAAACCUAUUAGCGCUUGCAAGCAAUGAUAGAACAACAACGAUCUGGGAUAUUCGUAUGUGGAAUAAGAGAAAGAGGGAAGUAGGAGAACCAUUACAAUCAAUUGAGCAUGGAUACUCUGUUACAAGUGCUUAUUGGUCACCUAAUGGUGAUAUCCUUGCAACUGCCUCUUAUGAUGAUUACAUAAGAUUAUUUGAUUUAAACAAAAACAAUAAAACAGUUGAAUUAAAAUCAGCCAUUAAACAUAAUAAUCAUACUGGAAGAUGGGUAACUAAUUUUCGUGCAAGAUGGAAUACAAAUCAAGUAAAUGGUUUAGAUGUUCAACAUUUGAUUAUUGGCAACAUGAAUCAAACCGUAGAUAUUUAUUCAGGAGAGACAGGAGAGGAGAUUAUACAGUUUUAUGACAGUGAACAUAUUACAGCAAUACCAAGCGUGUGCCAAUUCCAUCCAAUGACAUCUAAUCCAAUCAUUUUAACAGGUAACGCAUCAGGUAGAAUGGUAUGUUGGAGUUAAGAAGUUCCAAAAAAUAAACGCUCUAUAAAAUUACCUGCACUCCACCUUUGAUCUUGCUGUCUUUUUUGUUGCUGAAACGCUGAAUUAUUUAAUAAAAUUUGUCUACGUUGUUCCAUAUGAGGUAUAUU